GAGUGAUAGAUGUGACCACAAUGGUGUCUGCUGUGCUUUUCUAUGGGCUCCUAGUGUGGGCUCUUCUCUUUACAGCUAUGGGACUUCUUGGGGAUCUUGAACGAAGGUUAAAAUACCGUAUAUUCCAUGAAUUGGCUGUUCACGCUCAUAACAAAACUGUUCACCCAAUUUCGGUUUCUCAAUUGGCGGAGGCAAAAAGGAGGAUUAUUGCGGCCGAGAAAGGACCCGACUUAAAGACUAUUGAUCUCCUUCAAAAAGAUCUUUUGGAUAUCUGCGACAUGAUCAAAGAAGACCCUUGCGAUCUCAGGAGGGCCGACACCUGUCCUUCUUGGAGGCCAGGGUGUUAUAACCGUCCAACGUCACAUUGUUCCCCUUGGAUACCGGGAUGCAAUGUUUCCAUACCGCCAAAAAAGUGUUGGUUUAAGCCAGGCCAGCAUUGUCCACUGCCUUUUGGGGCUUAUUGCCAUGGAAGUGGUUGGUGUAAGCCAGGCAGCAAGUGCCCGGGUGACCCAUUAUUAGAGGUGGACCAAGAAUCAACACAAACGGAGAGCGUUUCUACUCUAUUUGCAGGGAGCCAAAAUCCGAUUACAACGUCUCCCAGAAUUUCAACAACUUUAACGCCAAGAAUUAGAAGCACAACUUCUUAUCCGAUUACAACGUCUCCCAGAAUGUCAACAGCUUCAACGUCAAGAAUUCGAAGCACAACAUCUACAAUAACAACUCCUUCAAGAAUGUCAACAUUUACAACUUCAAUAAGUCUAAGGACAACUUCACCAUUAGCAAAAACUUUUAUAAUUUCAAAAGCUCCAUCUUCAAUAAGUCAAAAUUCGCCAAUCACAAGAUCUUCCACGAAAAGUCAGAUACAAAUUCAAAGCACAACUUCUACAAAACCAACGCCUUCAAAAUCUUCCACAAAAAGGGACAUACAAAUACGAAGCACAACUUCUACAAUAACAACUCCUUCAAGAAUAUCAACAUUUCCAACUUCAAUAAGUCUAAGGACAACUUCACCAACAGCAAAAACAUUUAUAAUUUCAAAAGCUCCAUCUUCAAUAAGUAAAAAUUCUCCAAUCACAAAAUCUUCCACGAAAAGGGACAUACCAAACACAUCAAUGUCAACUCUAAGUUCACAUUUUUAUUCGCCAAGUUCUUCGACUUCAUCUGAGCUUGGCGUAUGCGGAAGGCCAGGGGCUCCAGGUGGACCAAAUGGCCCAGGAGGUCCCAUGGGUCCAGGUGGACCUGGCGGUCCUGGGGGACCUGGUGGGCCGGGCGGACCCGGAACUCCUUGGGGUCCCGAAGGACCUGGAGGACCCGGUGGUCCAAAUGGACCUGGUGGCCCUGGUGGUCCAGGAGGACCUGGAGGUCCUGGUGGUCCUGGAGGACCCUGCAGCCCCGGAUGUGAAAAGGCGAAAAAGACAACCCGAAAGCGAAAAUGCUGCACAAAAUUUAAGCAUUGGCCUCCGAAACAUACACAUCCACCGCUUGGAACUCAAUUACCAAUUGGUCCACCUGAAAUAAAACAAUUUAGAAGGCGGCCAACAGAUAAUCAAAAUGAUAGUAUAUGGAGAUCAGCCCGUAAGAAAAUAUCGAUUAAAAACUCAAGAAGUAAUCUCCCAAUAUUCAGUAGUGAAUCGCAAAAAAAUUGCAUUGUCGCACAUAUUCUCAACUCUUUCAAUGAGGAUGAAAAUAAAAAGAAUGGAUAGAAUUCGUUUAGGACUUUAGUUAGGUUUGUUGCUUAACAAGUAAGCUGAUCACUCAUUGGUCGCGUAUCUCAUCUUGGAUUUUCCCUUUGUUUUGUUUAAAAACAACGUUUUUUAUGCUGUAACCUUUUCAUACGUCAAGGGCAUAAAAACUGUAAGAAGGCGAAAAAAAUUAUUUCA
Molecule: messenger RNA, 1880 nt
Organism: Drosophila santomea
Lineage: Eukaryota; Metazoa; Arthropoda; Insecta; Diptera; Drosophilidae
Gene: Mur82C
Product: translation initiation factor IF-2
Exons: 2
Coding region: 21-1703 (560 amino acids)
Source: RefSeq, a predicted model, not a curated record